Molecule: messenger RNA, 1025 nt
Organism: Haplochromis burtoni (Burton's mouthbrooder)
Lineage: Eukaryota; Metazoa; Chordata; Actinopteri; Cichliformes; Cichlidae
Gene: lyrm5a
Product: LYR motif containing 5a
Exons: 3
Coding region: 129-386 (85 amino acids)
Biological process (GO): respiratory electron transport chain
Cellular component (GO): mitochondrion
Source: RefSeq, a predicted model, not a curated record
CUUACAUUUAUAGGUAAGGACGCAAGGAAAAGACAUUUUUCUCUUCAUUGGCGUACAUAAUAUAACACGUGUAAAUGUCGAUUUGUUGCGCUUGGCAUAAAUGCAGUGCUCUACAUGUGUGAAAGGCCAUGGCCAACCCUUUAAAAACUGAAGUUAUCAGGCUGUACAAAAAUCUCCUGUAUCUCGGCCGUGAAUACCCUCAGGGAGCAGCGUACUUCAAACAGCGCCUGAAGUCAGCAUUCAUGAAGCAUAAAGACGUGACCGACCCGGAGAAGAUCAAACAGCUGGUGGCCCGGGGGGAUCAUGUCAUUAAGGAGCUAGAAGCUCUGUAUUUCCUCCGAAAAUAUCGGGCCAUGAAAAAAAGAUACUAUGAACCCGAAAAAUAAUGGCACACGCUGAUAGCGCCAAGUGGUUUUCCUGGAUUAUAGUGUGGUAAUCGGUUAUUUCGGAUUCACAAACACCUUUUAACACCUACCGGGUCCAAAACGAAGAACAGAAUUUACAACAGCUCCUUUAUUAAACUCAACUAAGGUUGCCUCUGAAAGGGAAAUAAAAUCCUCAUCUCUGGGUGUUGCAAAGCGAUCAUCACUGUCAUUGAUAUUUUGUACCUAAGGCCACUCUUUCAAUUUCAUAUACUGUAUGUAAGCCCAGAAUAUGUUUUAUGCAUUCUUUGUCCCAUUGUCACAUUUUAGUGUAUUUAAAACAAAUGCUGCACCAGAUGAGUUACCCAGUGUUUACACCAAGGUGUCCAAAUUGUAACAUUGAUCAUUUGUACAAGAGGUUGUGUACUUUUUCUUUUCUUUUUUUAAAGCAGCUGUCUUUCUGUCUACCGACUGAAGCUUCUUUAAUGUAAUAUGUGAGUUUUAGAAUGUAUUUCAGUGUAUAUAUUUGUAAAUACAUGCUCACGUUUUUUGAGAAAUAAGUGUACAUGGGAAUGGAUUCAUGUGCUGUUACACAAAAGGCAAACAUAAAUGUUACAGAUUUCUUAGAGUGGUGUCUCGUGUCAUAAUAAACCACAAACACAG